Messenger RNA from Peronospora matthiolae, 159 nucleotides. The record is from the annotation of a GenBank genome assembly. NCBI's taxonomy places the organism in Eukaryota, Oomycota, Peronosporomycetes, Peronosporales, Peronosporaceae.
AUGCUACUAUUUCAGCCACAAGCAUCAUCUACUGAGCGCUCACGUCAACCUUCGCAUUCGAAAUUGGUGUGCGUCAGUGUGCCCGAGUGGUCUAAGGGGGUAGACUCAAGUUCUACUGUGUUCGCACUCGUGGGUUCUAAUCCCACCGCUGACACGUAG